Molecule: messenger RNA, 246 nt
Organism: Parnassius apollo (apollo)
Lineage: Eukaryota; Metazoa; Arthropoda; Insecta; Lepidoptera; Papilionidae
Source: the annotation of a GenBank genome assembly
AUGCUUUUAUUGUACUCUUUUGUUGAGAAAAAUCUGAGCAAAGAUCCAUCAACUGAAUCAAAUGCAUUACAUUCAUUUACGACUAUUACAGAAAUUCACGAUCCGUUCGGUAUGACAGUUGAUGAGGAGACUUCGUCGUCGGAUAUUGCGCCUCAACAAAAUUAUAUUUUACCGGAAUCAACUAUUGAAAAAACCUACCAAACACAGAAAAAACAAAAAUAUCGUGCAAACGAAUCGUUGAUAUAA